This is a messenger RNA of Paramuricea clavata, 11057 nucleotides long. The record is from the annotation of a GenBank genome assembly. NCBI's taxonomy places the organism in Eukaryota, Metazoa, Cnidaria, Anthozoa, Malacalcyonacea, Plexauridae.
AUGCCAGCGGCGGCCUUCUAUGGCUGGGCAUCGCCAGACCUGUCGGAAGAAUUAACUGUAGAUUGUUUUCUUCCAACUGGCGUAUUGGUUCCCUUAGAGUGUAAAGUCAACGAAACUUUGGCUGAAAUCAAGACAAAACUAUUCGAAACAGCGCAGAAUUAUCCGUUGUUUAACCGUCUCGAAGAAGAGUCAAACUAUUGCUUUCUAUGUAUAAACGAGAAAGGUAAACGCGAGACAUUGUUUGACGAAAGUCUGAAACUCACAGACGUGAGACCAUUCCGUCCUGUGCUCAAACUUCUAGAGAAACAGGGUGACGACAAAGGAGAAAGCAAACUUAACGCGAAAAUUAAAUUCCUAAUGCGACAAACUCCCGCAGAACUUGAAGGAAAACAGAAUGAGGAAGUGAUAAACUUCAGACAGGAGUAUUUAAAAAUUUCUCUCAAUGAAUCGCGUGAGAGACGAAAGUCGAGCUGGGAAGAGCGCGCUGCGUCGACCUUUCCUUCGGAUGUUUGUAUGGAUCCUAUUCCAGACUAUGUUUCAAGGAAUCUUCGCAAUGGUAAAUGUGAUCUUAUCGUAUAUCUUCCACCGGGUGACGACUUCGAACGUCUUGAAAUACCAACUGGUAUUAACGCGUCUGAUGUCGUGUAUGUAUUCAGAAGUCGUUCUGAAGCGCGGAGAAGAAGCAUUGCAAACGACAAAGAUUAUGUGCUAAAAAUAGUUGGAAAAGACGAAUAUUUGUUGGGAAAUUAUAAUAUGGAAAAUUAUCAGGUUUGUAUUGGAUUAUUUCAUAUUUAUUACUAUAUGGUUUCAUUUUAUUGUUCGACCUUGCCUAUCAAAGUUGCACGUUUGGGCUUGAAAAGUUAGCUAUAAUAUAUUAUUAGUAGGUAUCAUAUUUCUAUUUUCCCUUGAGCUAUAUUUUGAAGGUAUGUGAUGUCGUAUAUAAUAAAUAUGAAUUUAUAUUAUUAUUAGGGAUUAUUUAAAUAUAAUAGUAUGAUGCAUGGUUUGCCACUAGUUAUUUAAUAGGCAUAAUAUCUAGGUUACGACUUGUAAUAUUUUUUGCAUCUAAUUUGCAUCAUAAAAUUUUGUUAUCGACAUUCUCAACAUAUGAUGAUAUGAUUCUCGUGCAAGUUUCCUGUCGACGUGAGCCAAAACCCUCGAUCAUUAAAACUACGUGCAAGUUAAUUUGAAACAAUACUAUAUUGUAAAAUCAUGUAAAACACCAUGGCCAGCACCCGUGGACAUUAAAGUUUACCCUAAUAUUGAUAGCUUAGGUAAACAAUGUUGACUAGUUCUCCACAGGAAUUUCGCAGUAUUGAAAUGAAUAAAUGAAAGAAGAAAUGGGAAGAGAGAAAAACAAUGUGCUAGUAGGGUGGGAAAAGUUGACAACUUGAAACAAAGCCAAAAGUGUUGAGAGAUAAAAGCCCGUUUCAUUUGCAACUCUGACAGAUCAGGAUAGAUUUGGAGAGGGAGGUUACCAUACUAUUACAUUGUCUGCUGAAUUGCACUUCUUCAAACUUUUAAAAUAGAUUCUGACACUUGGUUGAGGGUUUUCCGUUAUUUCAUUUAAUAAUAGGAAAACUGAAACGUCAUCAUUAAACAAUUGUAAAUUGUGACAAUUGUGAAUGAAGUUCCCCUUUUAAAAUGAAAUGGCAUUAUGGCAGGCUUACAUCUUCCUUGACUUUCCGAUGAUCUCAAUUUUUUGUUAUUUCUUUAUUCUGUUUCGCAGAGAUAGCCCGCUCGCAGUCACAGAGUAGAGACAUACAGAGACGUAACUAGUGUAGUAGUGUACCCACUUUUUGUGUGCGCAUGCUCGGCAAGUUACUAGAUGCAUGCAUCUAAUGGACCACUUGCGUAAUAGACUAAAUUUUGAUCUCAACAAAAAUUUCAUCACAGCUUGAAAGAGCAUCACAAGAUUAGUAAUAUUCCAAAGUUUCGUUGCGAAAUGUUGUAAAAUGCGGAAAAUAUAGCCUUGCGAAGUUUGCCGUUUUUCAGUCAUUUUAGAUUACAAACGGGAAAUUGACAGCCCAUAUUUUCCGCAUUUUACAACAUUGCGCAACGAAACUUUGGAAUAUUACUAAUUUUGUGAUGCUCUUUCAAGCUGUGAUGAAAUUUAGUCUAUUACGCAAAUGGUCAAUUGGAUGACGACCUGAUGACUCCAUAGAUGAUGACUCACUUUAAACUUGCUGAGCACGCGCAGUUGAUCAUUUUUUGCCCGGUCGCCUGAAAAAAAGUGGGUACAUGAAAACGUAAGCUUCCGCAGUACGUGUUUACAACGGUCAGUUACAUCCAUUAGUCAUAGAUAUUAUGGUUACAUCUCUGUAUGUGUCGCAGUCGAGCAGGCUAUAUCAGACGCCGUCAUUUUUAAAUAUUUCCUUUGGGAGGGGAGGGACCCCUGUUGUUUUGUCGACCACGAAACACGGAAGUAAUCGUAGCACUAGCAGCAAUUAAUCUUCCGCUCGAACUCCUCGAAGACGUUUUCGCUUCAGCAUUAUUACAUGUAAACAUGGCUCCUGCCAUGGAUUUUAUCCAAUGGAACUCCUCGGAUAUAUCAGUCAAAGUCGAAGUAAACUGUUUUCUACCAACUGGCGUUUUGGUCCCAAUCAUGUCCACCAUAAAUACGAGUUUAGCCGAGAUAAAACGUCAGCUUUUCUUCGAAGCGCGGGCAUAUCCAUUGUACAAGAAAUUAUUGGCUCCAGCGCAGUAUAACUUCAUCUGUAUCAGUAAUAAAGGCAAGCGAGAAACUAUCGAAGAUGAACGAUUAACUCUCCGAGAUGUGAGACCUUUUCGGCCAUUUUUAAAGCUGGUCGAGUGCCAAGGUGUCCGAGAGAAGGAAAUACAAGACUCGAAGAUUAAAUUCCUCAUGGGCAAAACACCGCGAGAAUUUGAUGCAACAAAUGAUGUUCAAAAAGCGUUAUUUCGCACAAAAUAUGCUAAAAUUGCAAAGAAAAUUUCCGAUGAAAGAAAGCAAAAAGAAUGGGAUGACCGGUCCAUCUGUACUUUUCCUCCGGAUUUGUACGAUUCCAAAGAGAUUCCAAAACAUAUCGCAGCCAAAUUAGUUGAUAAUACAUUCUUGGUCUCAGUUCAUAGAUUAACUGAGAAUGGCGAUUGUCAUGAUUUUCAUGCUUUCCGCGAUGGGAAACCGAGCGAUGUUCUCGCCAAAGCCUUACAGAUCAAAGCUGAGAAACUCAGACGUACUGUAGACGAAAUGAGUAAUUUUACUUUGAAAAUCAAGGGAAAGGAAUCUUAUUUGUUGGGAAAUUAUCCCCUACUACAGUACAAGGUAGUUGAAAUGUACCUUAUUUAGGGUUCGAUUCAUUUGUUUACACAUGUACACUGGUAAACAAUCAAUCAACAAACAAUUAUGUUAGCAAAAGUAACAAAUUAUACAAUGAGUAAACAAAAGGGGAAAACAAACUCAGCAAUAAGUAGCAAUUGAGGAAGUGUUAGAUCAAAGGUAUUCAAUUUCUCAGAUAGAAAAGUUUAGAAAGGUUUUAGGCUUAGGAUAAAAAAAGUUUUACCUUUUCUAAUAGCCAUGACUAAUUGACGGCCCCCCAAAAAUGCCCCCAGUCCCAGGAAACCGAGUAUUUUGAAAGCUUUACAACCUAGUUCAUUAUAAUAAGCAGCUUUCCUCUUAUUGUAGUAUAUCCGUGACUGCAUUGCAAGAGAAGUUAAACCAGAACUAUCUGUUGUUCCCAAGAGUUCAUUGAAGGUGGAAGAUUAUGCACCGAUGGUUGCAGAGGCUUCAUCACCACCUCCAAUACCACCAAAAGCUUCUCUCACUGUGUGGGAUAUUAAUUCCAGGUUCAAGUUUAAAAUCACAUCUGCAACCAAUAUUUCAAUCGAAACUGGAACUGAGGUAAGAGUAUUUGUUGUUCGCACAAUAUUUUCAUAGUUGCUGUGAAUAGAAAUCUGCAAUGAUGUGAGCUUGAUUCCUGCUGGGGUACUUGAGUACUUGUGCUUAGCACAGGUAUAAUAUGAUAUUAUAGAAGGGUUUUUUAGCUCGAGAUAGCUGAAAAUUAUCCAGUGCAAAUUUUUAAAAAAUAAUAAAUGUAUAUAUUUAAUAAAUGUACUGGUACAUAAGAUUUAAUAUUAGAAUGUUACGGUUUGUAAUCCAAGUGAGUAUAUAUACAUUUUAAGACCUGACGAGGAACGACUGCGAAAAAUGCAGCACAAGAUCCUCUGUUAGGAAUUGAACCUACGGCCCUGCGAUUCCGGUGCAGCACUCUAACCAACUAAGCUACAGAGGCCAGCUGUUGAGCUGUAACCAUAAGUUCAUGUAUAUAUAGGUAAUCGGGUGAGAUAAGAUUUACACUCGUAAUAGUAGUAAACGUUCUACUAUUAUUCAACUGAGUGUGAUGCCAACAAAAUCUUGAUAAUAUGAUACAAUUGUUAUUCAUGUUUAUUUGGAUAGAUUGGAGUUCGGGCAGGUUUGUACCAUGGAAGUAUGUUGCUAUGUCCUGUAAAAUGUUCUCGAGAAAAGCAAGGCCCUGCUCCUGUUUGGAAUGAGUACCUUGAGUUUGACAUCAGCAUGUGUGACAUUCCUCGAAUGGCAAAACUUUGUCUUACAAUUUAUGCCAAAAGAAAGAAGGUUUGUUUUAAUGCUACACAGUACUAUACUAAAUAUUUUGGUCACACCAGGGAGGUACAAUAAUAGCACAGACCUAUGAACCAGUUAAUUUUAAAAUGUUCAGUGCAUGCAUAAUUAAUCAACCAAAUUUAUAUACAAUUAGGACAGCAAAAUACCUUUGGCUUGGGUAAACAUGACGCUGUUUGAUUUCCGCAACUACCUACGGCAAGGCCAAAUAAUACUCCAUGCCUGGCCAGUGAAAGAUAACCUUCAAGACCUCAAUCCGAUUGGUACAGUUGUGUCAAAUAUCAAUACCAGCACCUCGGCAUGUUUGAUAAUUGAGUUCUCACAGUAUGCCAAGCCUGGCACCAGUGUUGUUUAUCCACCAUUUGAUAAGGUGAGUUGAAGAGUAUAUAAAUUUAACAACCCAGCACAUGGGGGGCUAAAUUUUUAAGGUCGGAAAUUGCUAUACAACUGAAGAAGAAAUUGCUAUACAACUGAAGAAGAAAGAUAAUUCUAUAUCAGACAAGACAACUAUUUUGUUGGAUACUUACGCCGGUUAAGUGGACAAAGAAAAUUAAAACAAAAGUGCUUUGUGUUUUGUAGGUUUUAGAAAAAGCAUCCACUUUGGCAGGAAAUGAGCAGAAAGACAUUUUUGUAAGUAUCAUGCUUUUGCACUUAGUUUACUACAUUAUCCGUAAAACUGAUUCAUCAAAACACACAUAUUUAACUAUUGUGAUCAUUUUGUCAUACUCCCUGUAGAGAGGUGGUGAGAAAACAAACAUUGAUUUGCAAUUGCUAACUCAACGUGAACCCCUAGCUGAGUAUACUGAACAUGAGAAGAAGAAAAUAUGGUUUUUCAGGUACUGUGUCAGAGUUGCCAAGUGUGGAAUAUACUCCCCUGUUUAUUAUUAUUAUUAUAUUUAUAUUUAUCCAGAAUACCCACGUCACCGAAGUGUUUUUCAGUGGGGUCCUGCAUUAUAAAUUUCAACUUCAAUAUACAUAUACAUUACAAUAUACAUAUACAUUACAUUGAUUAGAGAAACCAACAAAACCGUGGUCUCUUUCAAAUUUUGUUUAAUGCAACAUUAUAAGGAUCUCACCAAGGAAAUUUAUAAUCCUGAGGAUCCAAGAACAUUUAAGUCUGUUUGUGUGAAGUGUCACACAACUUGCCCAUUGACUAACUUGUCGAAUCGAGCAUCUUGUUAAAUUUACUGUCACAUAAAUUAAUUCGUUGUGCUUCUGACAUGUCUGUCUGUUUGUUUGUUUGUUUGUUUGUUUGUUUGUUUGUUUGUUUGUUUGUCUGCAAGCCUGUUAUUGUUCAUACUGUGUAUUUCGAAUGUCUUGGAACCCCGUUAUUGGAGAACUAAUCUCUGUGUGGUAAUUCCAGCCAUGUAAUCUAUUGUCUAACUAAUUUUGUGUAAUAGUUUGUGUUAAAUGGCAAAAUCUGUAAAAUAACAGGCAACUUUAUUCACAACAUUGAUGAGCCCUUGUUUUGUAAUACUUUGACCCAUAUUUGAGAUGUGUCCUAGGGCAAAUCUCAAACAGUUCUGUAAAGUUUUGUUGAACUUUAAUUUCAGGUUUGAAUGCCGUGAUAAUUUUCCAAAUUCACUGCCAAAAGUCUUGCUAAGUAUCCAGUGGAAUAAUCAUGAAGAUGUUGCAAGAGUAUGAUCAUUUUACAACCCUAUUAUCAUUCCCUUUUAAGUUUUUUGUCCUUUCCAUAUGAUUUCUUCUCAUUCCCUUUUUAUUUCUAUUGUCAUGUACCUCUCUGUAAAGGUUUGCACCAAUGAGUAAUGGGAAAGCUGAGGAGCCCAUUUAAUCAACUAAAAGACUAUGACACACUUCCAUACUGUUCCUGUAACACUUCCUCUUCAUGAGAACUUUCUACAGAGAUCUAGAGGCCUCCCCUAUCUUACCAUUUUAUCCUCAAUGACAAUUUCAUCCACCCAUUUAUCAAAUUAUAUCCUCUUACAUUAUUCUCUCCAGACAUCACUUAUUUUACUUCCAAUUCAUUCUGUUCAAGUCUUGUUUAGCUUUCUUUCUGUGGAUGUAAUGACAUACUGUAUAUGAAUAUUCACUUCAACUUACCGGCAGUACACUCACUAAUAUUCACUCAACACAACUUUAUAACAUUUCAGAUGCAUGCAUUACUUCAGUGCUGGCCACGUAUUGCUCCACAACAAGCAUUGGAGUUGCUUGAUUACAAAUAUCCUGAGAAGGAAGUGAGAGAUUAUGCUGUACAAUGCCUGGAGAAUUUCUCGUGAGUUUUUGUCUUAUCUUGAAUAUUUGUAGAAAAAUUACCACAGUACUUCUUUCAUUUUCAUAGAAUAACUAUUUAACCAUGAAUUUGCAUUCUUACAGUACAUAGUGAUACUAGAAUCAGGGUUCGUAGUCUCCAAGACCAAAAAGAUUCUUUCAAAGAUUUUUUCUGCCUAUUUUCAAAGACUUUUCAAAGACCUUUGAGAGCAAUCAGCUGUCGAAAAAUUGCGAGUGUAUAAGCACCAUUUUUGCCCAGUAAUUAGUCCUGCCACAUCACAUCUAAAAAUGUACCUUUUCGUCGAUAUUUGCGAAAACCUUGCUUGCUCUUCAAUCAAUCUAUUUUAUUAGCUAGGAAAUUGUAUAAUUAAAUACUCAGUAAAGAAUUAAUUUUAAAGAUUUUUAAAGACUUUCUUCGCUUUUUCACACAAUUCAAAGACUUUUCAAAGACCUUAAAGACCUGCAUUCAAAUUUAAAGACUUUCAAGGAUUUCAAAGACCGCUACGAACCCUGUAGAAUAGUGCUUCUAAAAAUUAUGGGAACCACUGAGUAUUUUUGCAGAAAUACGUUUGUUUUGUCACUAUAUGUUUUGCUUGGUUUUCAUGUAAAUACCGUUGUUAAUUAUUAAAACUAUCUUUGUUUUUUUAGUGAUGGCCAACUUCAUAUGUACUUACUUCAGUUAGUUCAAGUAUGUGGUUUUAAAUACUACUGAGUACUGCACUUUUCCAAAGCUCUAAACAAUAUGACUGAAGUACCUCUAUUUCAAGUAACUCUUGAAUUAGUGAAAUAUGUCAUGAUUAUGGUAUCAUUAUGGGAUGUAGAGUUUGUGUUUUUACCUUUUAGUUUAAUGUAAUUGUCUAUGUGGGUUGUGUAAAAUAUUGUCUAUAUAUUUAUGUGUCAAAUUAAAGCUGUUAAAUUAAAAAUUAUACCACGUCAUGAUUAUUGUACAUAUUAGUACCAGAUUUGCCAAGUAAAUAGUAUUAUUAAUUAUUUCAUUGCAAUAAAUAUGCAUUCCAUCAUGUUUGUAUUAUUUUAAAAGGUGUUAAAGUAUGAGGCAUACUUGGAUUGCCAUUUGGCCAAAUUUCUUCUAAGACGAGCUUUGUGGAAUAGGAAAAUUGGCCACUCCCUGUUCUGGUUGCUGAGGUAAGCUUUUCAAGGCUGAAGCUUUUAAGCUUCAUGUAAAUAGUACUUAAAAGUACUAUUUACAACAUUAGCUGGCGUGUUGUAUCAACACCGACAUAAAUGUUGUAAAUGGCUUGUCAAACGUACGUCUUGAUGAGAACAUUCGUAUUCUUCAACAAUUUAAAAUAAAUUAAUGAUAUUUGCCCUUUGGUGAGAAAAUUGAACUUAAAGUUUAUGUAAAUCAGCAUGAUUUUAUAUCAGAGAUACAAACUUUUGUGUUUUCCUAAUGAAUUAUUAGUAUAAGUAUAAGUAUAAGUAUAGAGUGAUGUAAUAGAGUAUAUCCAGUUAUAUCAAGAAAACCUAAGAGAAAGAUUUUCCCUGACCAGAACGAAUGAAUGAAUGAAUGUUAAGUGAAUUUGAAAGAUGGAAAUGCACACUACAAACAUACGAGGAUUGCUGAAAUGGCUAGCAAUUUAAAUCGGUGCUCUGGUUUUAAGCUACAGUAUGUUAAACUUCAUUGCCCUGCGGGAAUGAAGUUGUCAAUAAUUAUAGAGGAAAAAGCUAUAGUCUUAGAAACCAUUAUAUGUGACUGUAUUAUUAGUCAAUUAGAAUAUGUGGUAUUUUUUGUUGAAGGGCUGAAAUGCAUGUUCCAGAAGUUUCAGUUCGAUUUGGUUUACUACUCGAAGCUUAUUGCCGAGGUUGUGUUGCACAUAUGGCUUCAUUAUCUAAACAGGUAUGCUACUGAUCACCAUCUAGCCUUUUACAAUUAUGUUUUUAACCCUCCAAGCCAGCCAGAAUAAGCAAUGUCAGCAAAGUUGUUGUAAAUCUUUCAUUCAAAAAUAGUUUUCUUUGUGUUUUGUUAGGUUGAAGCAAUGAAUAAACUGAAGGCCAUUACAGAAUUAUUACAAUGCCACGCUCUAAAAAGGACUGAUGUAAUGUAUUAAUUAUUUAUACAUUUAUUUCAAACUUAACAAGGGAAAUAGGUAUACAAUUUAUGUGGAUGUACAUCACUGUGGGAAACUUCACCUAAAAGAAUAUAUUAAAUAACAUUCUUCAUUAUCGUCUUUCGAAAUAGAAGGACAAGUGUGUAGAGACUAUGAAGGAAUGUCUGCAACAAGUCACUUUUCGUGAGGCUUUCUCUGACUUUCAUUCUGUUGUGGAUCCAACCUGCAAAUUAAAAAACCUCAGGUAAUAAAUAUUUAUAAAUACAACUAAUAAAUAAACAAACAUAAGUUACAGUAGGUUAUACUGAGCAAAGAAAUGUAGAUACUAAAAAUAUGGAGUGUGGAUGCGAGAUUUAUUUGUUAUUUAUAUUCAGGGUAGAAGGAUGUAAAAUGAUGGAUUCUAAGAUGAGACCACUUUGGAUGGUCUAUGAAAAUGACGACGAAAUGGGUGCUCCUACAACUCUUAUUUUUAAGAAUGGUGACGGUGAGUUUCUGGGCCUUUUUAUCUUGGAAGUCGUUUUAGAUUUUCUUUCAAGAGUGACAGCAUGCUAGUACUUUCUACAGGAAUGAUGCUUUGGUAAUACCCUGAUAAUUGAAUAAGAUAUUUUAUUUCAGAUCUUCGUCAAGACAUGCUGACUCUACAAAUAUUCAAGAUCAUGGAUACUUUAUGGCAGAGAGAGGGUCUUAAUCUGCAGUGAGUAUAGUAAUAGCAAUUGGAUUACAAAUUGAGAGAUUUUCUGUUUUCUAAUUAAACGAUCAAUAUAAACAGGGUGGAAGUUUCAGAAAGAAAACUAGUUGUGUAUGUGACCUUAUUUAGAAUUUUUUCCUUUAGAAUGACUCCUUAUGCUGUCUUACCCACGGGUGACAAAAUUGGUGUCAUUGAAGUUGUUACAAAGGCAUCUACCUUAGCCAAUAUUCAGAAAUCGAGAGGUGGAGUUGUCAAAGGUGCAUUCAAAAAGGAAGUUUUACUGGAUUGGCUGAAGAGCAAAAAUCACACUAACGAGAUGUAACUUUUGCAAUUCAUGUUAUUUUAUAAUUCUUCUCGAGACUUGUAUAAUAUUUGCAACAUGUAAAAAUUUCAAACAUUUCUACCGAAGUUACACUAAGCCGUUCAGUUUUCGGGUAUAAGUAAAAACAGCUAGUGUGAAGGGUUCGUUUUCACAUUUUUAGGUUGAAACGGGCUAUAGACGCUUUCACCAUGUCUUGUGCUGGGUACUGUGUAGCAACGUACGUGUUGGGUGUUGGUGAUCGCCAUAGUGAUAACAUUAUGGUGAAAGAAACUGGACAGGUACGAGAAUAUUGUGUAAAACCCACCAUAAAUUGAAAAUUCGUAGACUUCGAAAAUGAUCUUUGAGAUUUUUGAGGCUCAUACCACCUAUGCGUAACUUCAUGCCAGUACUUUCUGUCGUUAAAAAUGUUUAUUUCUUUGUAACAAACACAUUUAAAGCAACUAUAAAGUGAUUUCUGAUCGUCAUUUUUUUCGAAGAGUAACAUGUAUUACCAAUAUUUUACUUUUCUAGCUUGUCCAUAUCGACUUUGGACAUUUUCUCGGAAACUUUAAGGUGAAGUUUGGUGUGAAUCGAGAACGAGUGCCAUUUAUCCUCUCACGUGAUUUUGUGUAUGUCAUAACCAAUGGACAAAAGUCUGACAAAUGUCCUGCAUUUUUAAGGUUGGUUAGAAAACAAAAUUUAAAGAUAAAAAAUAAUAACCGGGGUAGGUAGAUAACAAGAAAAAGAACGUAAUAACUUUGUCUGAACAAAUUUGUGUUAAUUUUUAGUUUCAGGGAGAUCUGUGAAAGAGCUUACUUAAUCUUACGAAAACAUAAUUAUUUGUUCAUCAACCUCUUCACUAUGAUGCUUUCAACAGGUUUGAUUUUAUUACUUUAAAAAAUUAUACCAUACUUAUUAUUAACCAAGCAAAGAUUUGAUUAUCUAAUAAUUAUUACUUUUAAUAUUUAAUAAAACUUAGGUCUUCCAGAACUUCGUUCAGUCGAAGAUAUCGAAUAUCUUAAGAAAACUCUUGGUUUGAACAGUGGACAAAUGAAUGCAGAAGAAGCGGAAAAAGCUGCUUUGCUGAAAUUUCGAAAGUGUUUUGAUGAAGCAUACAAGAACAGCACUAGCACAAGUUUAAAUUGGGCCAUUCACAAUUGGGCUAAAGAUAAUAGAUAG